AUGAAGCACCAUCUGAUGAUCGGCACAUGGACACCUCCUGGAGCCAUAUUCACAGUCGAGUUCGAUGACGACGCAGGGACAUUGAAGUUGGUGAAAAGAACGUCCAUUCCAGAGGACGAGCCAAUAUCAUGGAUCACCUUCGAUCAUGCCCGGAGGAACAUCUAUGGCGCUUCCAUGAAGAAGUGGUCAAGCCAUAUGAUCAAAGCACCAGACGAUAUUGCUCACCAGGUGUCGCAUCCCAUGAGCCAUGAUCCCCAGGCACAGAGCUCCGAUACUAGAACAAGGGCGAUAUUUGUCCUAGCAGCCAAGAAGCCGCCUUAUUGUGUUUAUGGGAAUCCAUUCUACGAGCACGCUGGCUUCGGCAACGUGUUUUCCAUUGACGAGAGUGGCAAACUGGACAAGAACAUCCAGAACUACGAGUACAGUGAAAAGUCGGCUAUUCACGGCAUGGUCUUCGACCCUUCAGAAACAUACCUUUAUUCUGCCGACAUGUGGGCAGACAAGGUCUGGACGCACAAGAAAGCCGCCGACGGCACCCUCACCAUGGUCGGCAGUGUUGAUGCACCAGCACAAGGCGACCAUCCCCGUUGGGUCGAAUUGCACCCCAGUGGACACUACCUCUACGUGUUGAUGGAAGCUGGGAACAGAUUGGGCGUCUAUGUGAUUGACGAAACCACGCAUCUUCCUGUCUUUACGCACACUAUCUACCCGCUCGUGCCCCCAGGUGUAAAAGAUCUCAAGAAAAUGUAUCGGUCUGAUGUCGUCUUUUGCUCUCAGAGCGGACAGUAUCUCUUUGCAACUGCACGCUCCAAUUCGCACAGCGUGACGGGCUAUAUCAGCGCAUUCAGACUCGGUCCCCAGGGUCAGAUAGAGCGACAGCUAUGUAUCAGUCCCACGCCGAACAGUGGUGGCCAUUCGAAUGCUGUAAGCCCCUGUCCUUGGACUGAUGAGUGGUUGGCUUUGACAGACGAUCAGGACGGCUGGAUAGAGAUCUACCGUUGGCACGACGAGUACCUUUCUAGAGUGGCUCAUCUUGACAUCAAGGAGCCUGGCUUCGGAAUGAAUGCCAUCUGGUAUGACUAG
Messenger RNA from Exophiala viscosa, 1083 nucleotides. RefSeq names its product carboxy-cis,cis-muconate cyclase. Lineage: Eukaryota; Fungi; Ascomycota; Eurotiomycetes; Chaetothyriales; Herpotrichiellaceae. Gene Ontology annotation, molecular function: protein binding; 6-phosphogluconolactonase activity. Bases 1 to 1083 code for a protein of 360 amino acids. The record is from RefSeq and is a predicted model, not a curated record. The transcript is spliced from 4 exons.